GACCACUAGGUCGGAGCACUAACUUUGGGUUGAAGCAAUUGUCGUUAAGUGUCUUGUUCAAGGACACACACGCCCACAAUGGUAGCAGCGUCGAGCCUUGUACGUUGUACCCAUUCCCUCUAGGUUACAGACAGGCGAGCUAACCACUAUGCCACGGCGCCGGACAAUUGAAUAAAUAUGAGUGGUACAAAGGUUGCGUUUGUUUGGCGGGAUUGUUGCCUUAUUUACACAAACAUGCUGUAGUUUAGUCAGAGAGUCAAGUUAACAAAGUAACGACGAACUUAUCAGAAGAUCUUGACUACGCGUUUAGCUUCGGUACUCUUUCACUGCAGGCUGCAGCAUAACUUCUUAUCGGAAGACACGUUUAUUUUUAUUUAUCUUUUUUAACGAACAGUUUGCUAAUUUUGUUUUCAUUAUGAAUUCUGCUAUGCUGUCAGACGUAUAUAUUAAUCCAGAGAAGAAAUCAGUUGAAACCCUUUGGAAGGAUGGACAUCGAAGCAUAUAUCAUGUUACUUGGUUGAGAUUUAAUUGCCGUUGUAAAGUUUGUAAACGAACUGUUAUUGGUGAACUGAACAUUCAUAGAUCUCAGUUUCCUUCUGAUCUUAGAAUUAAAGAUGCAAGAUUAACUAAAAAUGGGAGUUUUCUUGAGCUGGAAAUCAUUGGAGAGGUGGUGGAUGGUCACGUGAUUAACAUAGAUUCUGGUUGGUUGAAGUCAGCUUGUUACUGUGACCAAUGUUUGCAUGAAAUGUUGCAAGAACGAACCCUGCAUUUUGUUGACCCAACCAAGGUCGAAGUUCCUAAAAUUGAUUACAAUGAAUUGGACACACAAGAAGGGAUGUUAAACUGGAUGAAACAAGUGAUUGACAUCGGGUUUGUCGUAAUACAAAACGUUCCAUUAGAAGAAGGAGCGUGUAUAAAGGUUGGUGAAAAGAUUUCCCCAGUAUUGCAGAACACUUAUGGAAAAUUAUUUGAUGUACUUGACAACCAAAGCACAGAAAAUAUAGCAAACUCCCAAAUCUGGCUUCCAUUGCAUACAGACCAAUGCCAUUAUGAAGCAGGACCAGGAGUACAAUUACUUCAUGCUAUUCAGUUUGAUGAUUGUGUACAAGGUGGAGAAUCAUUGCUGGUUGAUAUGUUUUAUGUUUUGGAAACAUUUCGAAAAGAAUUUCCUGAAGACUUUAACAUCCUCAGUAAAGUGCCAGUUCCAUUUGGAACCAUUGAUUAUCAACGAAAGAAUCCAUGUUAUUUGUACACAAGGAAGCCUGUCAUAGUUACUGAUUAUGAUGAUCAGAUUGUUGGGUUUAAUUUCAAUAAAGGAAUUGAAGAACCACUUCGUAUCCAUGCAAAGUAUGUGGAGAAAUUUUAUCAGGCUUAUAACAAGCUUGACAGAAUGAUAAACAGAAACGAAUUUGUUUUUAAACAUCGUCUGCGAACUGGAGAACUGCUUUUCUUUAACAAUAGGAGAAUGCUGCAUUCUCGUGAAGCUUAUAUGAGCAAUGGUGGACGUAGAAGACUGCAGGGUUGUUAUAUAAGUAUGGAAGAACUAAGAAGCAAAUAUGUUGUUUGUGCAAGACUGAUGGGAAACCUAGACGUAGUUGCUCCAAAAAUUGGAAAUGGGAGUGCUGUUUAGUUUUAUCAUCAUUUGAAUUUAUCUUUGUUAUAUAAAAUGAUUUGUUUGAUUUCCUAAUUUUAAGCAAAUGGUUGUUUAAGCAAUAUAUUUUCUUUGUAAAUAUUUCGACCAAUUCUUAAUAAUUGAUGUUUUGUUAUCUGCUAAAUGUUUCCAUUUAACUUCGCUAUUUUAUGUAGCAAGGUGUUAUGAAUACUGUGUUUCAACUAAUCAAAAAAUAAACUGUUGUUAGCCAUC
Ciona intestinalis (vase tunicate) is the source of this 1864-nucleotide messenger RNA. Its product is annotated as gamma-butyrobetaine dioxygenase. Gene Ontology annotation, cellular component: mitochondrion. Gene Ontology annotation, molecular function: oxidoreductase activity. Gene Ontology annotation, biological process: carnitine biosynthetic process. Lineage: Eukaryota; Metazoa; Chordata; Ascidiacea; Phlebobranchia; Cionidae. The record is from RefSeq and is a predicted model, not a curated record.